Messenger RNA from Symbiodinium necroappetens, 1398 nucleotides. Lineage: Eukaryota; Dinophyceae; Suessiales; Symbiodiniaceae. The record is from the annotation of a GenBank genome assembly.
AUGGCCGCUCUUUCGGGGAGGCGCAUGGAGAUUAAAGUGGCCUUGCUGAGCGGCAAGGUGGCAACGCUGCAUCUCUCAGAGGAGACACCUCUCCUUGAGUUGAGGCGCUUAGCACAGGAUCAGCUUCAGGUGACGAUCAAAGACCUGAUCACAGCUGAGGGCCAGUUGCUGAAUAGGUUUCAGGCGCUGCAGGAGGCAGGCCUGAAGGAUGGGGACACCCUCUCCGCCAUGGUUCGCAGGGCCACAGUCAUCUCGAAGAUGGGGGCCGCUGCUUUUGCUCUGCUGAAGGGUGAUGGGGGUGUUGUGACCUGGGGAGAUCCUUCCUCCGGUGGCCGCAGCACGGCAGUACAGGAGCAGUUGCAAGACAUCCAAGAUGUUGUUGCCUCCGAUGGGGCUUUCGCCGCCAUCCGGGCAGAUGGCUCGGUAGUAACGUGGGGAGAUCCAGACUUCGGCGGUGACAGUCGGUAUGUCCAGGAGCAGCUGACCAAGGUGACCAAAGUUGUGGCCUCCGCAUAUGCAUUUGCCGCCAUUCGCUCCAAUGGUAGUGUGGUGACUUGGGGGGUUAGCUACCCAGGAGGGGACAGUCGUGCUGUUCAGGCACAGCUGAGAGAUGUGAGGCACAUUGUGGCAUCCAGCUAUUCCUUUGCUGCGAUCCGUUCUGAUGGCACAGUGGUGGCCUGGGGAUCCAAAGCAACCGACAUCAAGUUCGAAGACAGACGAGCUCAGCUGCAAGACGUGGUAGAGAUCGUAGCAUCACAGAACGCAUUUGCUGCCCUCCGGUUCGAUGGUAGGGUGAUUAUUUGGGGAGAUUUUCGCUCUGGCGCCCGUGACGACAUGCAGAAUGUGCUCGUUAGUGUCACCCAGAUAGCUGCCUCUCAGAGAGCCUUUGCUGCGACGUGUGCAGACGGUAGUGUCAUCACGUGGGGCGUCGCUGAGUGUGGUGGAGACAGCAGCAGUGUUCAUGAACAACUGAAGGAUGUGAAGAAGGUUGUGGCUUCGCAGUACGCCUUUGCUGCCAUCCUGGGGGAUGGAAGCGUCGUGACCUGGGGUCAACCGGGCUCCGGCGGAGACAGCAGCUCCGUGCAGCCUUUGCUGCAAGUGCUACAUAUCAUGGCCGCUAAGAAGGCUUUUGCCGCCCUUCGCUCUGACGGUUCGGUCGUCUGCUGGGGACACUGGGAGUCAGGAGGAGUCCGGGACGAUGAACUGACGGAUGUGGUGGAACUUGCAGCUUCAAGCAAUGCAUUUGCUGCCCUUCGCAGCGACGGCAGCGUGGUUACCUGGGGCUCUGCCAGCUUCGGAGGAGACAGCAGUGCCGUCCAGAAUCAACUGACGGCUGAGGCUGUCACGCAGAAGCAUCGUAGGGCUUACACUUUCAAGCGGAAGUUCUCCGACAUGUGA